This is a messenger RNA of Mizuhopecten yessoensis (Yesso scallop), 3741 nucleotides long. Its product is annotated as proto-oncogene c-Fos-like. Gene Ontology annotation, cellular component: nucleus. The transcript is spliced from 4 exons. Bases 95 to 754 code for a protein of 219 amino acids. Lineage: Eukaryota; Metazoa; Mollusca; Bivalvia; Pectinida; Pectinidae. Gene Ontology annotation, biological process: regulation of transcription by RNA polymerase II. Gene Ontology annotation, molecular function: DNA-binding transcription factor activity, RNA polymerase II-specific; RNA polymerase II cis-regulatory region sequence-specific DNA binding. The record is from RefSeq and is a predicted model, not a curated record.
UGAUGGCUUAUUAAGGACGAAGGAUUAUCACAUCUUUACCGAGUUCAAUUUCUGCACAUUCCGAACUAACUUUCUUCCGAGUUACAUUACCAAGAUGACAACAAUGGCCGACUUUCACAUUCUGAACGUGGACCCUGUGAUGUUGGGAGAGGUAGAGGAUGAGAACUUAAUGAAAGCAAUCGAAGAAAGUCGUCGAGAGCGGUCGACCAUGCCGCUGAUCAAACAAGAGCUGCGCUAUACCAUCCAAUACAGGCGGCUGUCAUCUGGCCAGGGGGAAAUGGUGGUAGAGGAAGACACACAACCGGAGUAUAAGCUAACAAAUGACGAAGUACGAAAGCGCUAUCGUCGACGGGAGCAGAAUAGACAAUCGUCUGUACGUUGUCGAGGGAAAAGAAAAGAAUAUGGCAAGACUCUAGAGAAGACGGUAUCUGAGCUGGAGCUGAAGCAGUGUGAUUUACAACUGGAUAUCCAACGCUUAAAUCUGGAAAAGAAACACCUUGAGAAGCUCAUCAAAAGACAUUUAAAACAUGGGAAAUGCAAAUCAAGAACAACAAGACAGACAACUGCUAAACAAUUGGAGAAAGGUUCCGGUGACCACGAUUCCAAGGUCGAGGUUCAAAAUAUUGAACAAACACCCACUACCAAGACAUCAAACAGACUGAUAUCCGUCAAUAAACACGUGAUGAGGAAAUGUAGACCUCACAAGUUAAGUAGUAAUCAAGUGGGGAUGGUUUCCCUGUUAAGUGUGCACUGAUCACGUUAUCAAACUUUAUACAGUGUCGUCAUAUAAACAGGGUAUUAUAUUGGAACUACAGGCUGUAGGCCCAUACAAAUAGUCUCAGCGUUACAGGCUGUAGACCUAUACAAAUAGUCUCAGCGUUACAGGCUGUAGACCUAUACAAAUAGUCUCAGCGUUACAGCCUCUUAAUAUUAUAAAGGAACAGCGAUAUUACACGAACGUCAAAACUAUAAACGAAACCAUUAAAGUUGGAAGAAAUUCGGUCGGUCGUGCAUCUUUCAUUGCCUGUUUUUAUCAAAAUUAAAACUUGAAUAUUUCUUCUCAUAUUUGAUGUUAGAUCAAUUGGGAAAUUAUGGAAAACUAAAUAUUCUAGCAUAUAUCAAAAAGGAUUGGUUAAAUUCAUAGAAAAUUUUAAUCCGUUCUGGAAAGAGCACUUGAAAUCUUGAGCAAGUUAAUGCAGAAUAUUGUUUGUCAUAACCACUCUGAUUCAAUCACCGCAUAAAAGUAGCUAAUGAAACAGUAUAUAUCCAACAAUGGCAAGAACAUAGUAUAAAUGAGGUAGCAGACCUAUUUGAUCAUGAUGGAAACAUUAAGACUUUUCCGUAAUUCCUAGAUCAUUACAAUAUUCCACAAGCUGAAAGAGUUCAGUUUUGUGGUAUUAUUUCAGCUUUUCCUGGUAGCUGGAAAAGAAUAAUUUGAAACCAUGGCAGUAAUUAUACCCUAGAAACAGAAAUCUAAUAAAAAAAUAUUCAUUACAAAAUAAUUCACAGAAAAUAAUGUACCAAUACCCAACUUUACAAAUUUAGAUUUGAGGAUAAUAAAAAGUGUAUGUUUUGUAUUUUUGAAGAUAAAGAAAUUUAUCAAUUUUUUAGGCAAUGUAUUCAUUUUAACACAAUCUGGAGCGCUUUUGAAAAUUUGUUCGUACGAGAAAUGUAAUAUAGUUCAUCAUAAAAGUGACCUGAAAGCCAUACUUGGGUACGCUGAGGACAUGGAAAGUAAUAAAACAUUCCUAAAUUGUUGUUUUUUAGUAAGAAGAUACUACAUAUAUAUAUGUACAAUGUAGAUGUAACACAAUAAUCCACUCAAUAAGUUGAAACGUCACAGAAAAAUUGAGAUAUCUUAAUAUCAAUAAUACAAACUAAAUAAGAACCACUUUGUCACCUAACAAUGGCGUCCGUUAGAGCAAUUAUUUUUGUAAUUGUAUGUACAGGUACGAAAAUACAAAACUGUAAGGAAAAAUUGUAUACUUUUCAUAAAUGCUUGUUUGUUGUAUACUUAACAGUUUACUGCAAGGGAGAUACUUUGACCUAUGUUUUCAUAAGUUUGUGUGAAUUCAAAAUGAAAUCAAAACUUACAUUACAACACAAAAACAAAGGCAAGGUCAACCUAUUUGUGUAAUAACUAUAGCGUCGGCCUAUCUAAAGUUCCUGUUUGUUCGUAGCCUUUGUUUACGGUGGAGUCUGUCCCUAGGCACCGCCUUCGUAUGACCAUAGCUGUUGCGUCUUUCUUCAUUUCAGUACGUCCUACGUGAGGAGCAAACAAUGUUGUCGUUUAUUACUUUAUGUGUUAUAUCAUUCAAACUGUGAAUCGCUUUAUGUUGUUUUUAUACGGUUUUAGUGAAUUGAAAAUACACAAUAACAACAAACAAACGCAUUUACGUUGUUUUGAUGAGUAUACAAUACUAUUCUUAUCACUCCGUAUUAUUCAACCAGAAAGCUUACUUUGCAUACAAAUACAUUUUAGGCCGUUAAUGUUGUUGCGUGAAACUUCAAAGUUUGUGUACUGUAACGUAGCGCCUGUGUAAUACCGAAAAAUGGAGAAAAUAAUGUGGAUUUUAAUUCUAAAACUAAACCUUCAUGUGUUUCUGAAAUUCUACUUUUUCUACAUGUUUGUUUAAUAGUUCUGGAAGUAUUGUAUCGGUUUUUCAAAUAUUCAAUUUCAAAGAAAAUUUAAAUAUAUUGGUAGAAUAUGUUUAUGCAUUUUCAAAUGUAGAGUGCUAUAUAACAAGAAUUACAUAUAUAACCCUGUUGUAAACUCUUACAUGUAAUAGCUGAGUAAAAGACUUGCAAUAUACUUCAAUUAUGUGACAAUAUCCGAUGGGGUUUUUACAAUGAUAAUAUCACUCAACAUACUGAAUGUGAAUCAAGUAAUAUAUUUAGUAUCAAAACAGCAUUAAAUAUAUACCUCAUAACCACUUCAAUUUGAUUUUUAGAAAAUGAAGUUAAUUAGCAACGUUUAUAAUUAUCUGUCAUUUUGUUUGGGUACCUCUAUCACUUGACCUGGUGUUAUACAGGGACGCCUGAUUAACUCAUAAGCAGUAAUGUCGGGUUACUAGUCAUAAACAUGCAUCUACUUCAUACUAAAAACAAAUAAUAAAGAUAUCAAAAUGAGGCCGAAAAUGUACCCAACCUUUACGCAUACCAAAAAAGCCAGUGGGCCAGUUGUCUCAAGUAUUUCUACUUGAGAGCGUUUUAAAAUUUAUGUUGUCUACAUUGUAUUUUUUAUUACUUCGGUUUGGCACAAACGUUGUUCAAAAAACUUUGGAACACGACAGUCAUGUACAUGAAAGAGAUAUACCUAAACAUUAAAACUACUUCCCUGUCUAUACAUAUACUGGAAGUUUUUAGUGAUCUGUAAGUAUUUGUGGCUGGGUAUUUCCAGUAGAUUAUAUAGCAAUGUAUACACGUAAAUCUGUAGAUAUUACAAGUCGAUAAUGUUUACAGUAUGGCGCCGGCUUAUAUACACCGAUAUUGAUUGUUGACAUGCUGUUAGGAUUUCUUCUUGGUAAACAUUAUGUAGCGCCGGGAGAUGUAUUAUACUUUGACCCCAAUAGACAUUGACACGAGUUUAGUAGAAUUCCAUAUAAGCGUGAUUGUAUUUAUUGUAUUUUACGCUUAAUUGUUUUUACGGUACGAUACCAAGCUUUUAUUAAAGCUUUAUUUCAUCAUCAAUAUAGUGUACUGUGUAUUAUUGAUACAAGGAAUCGAAAACAAGCACAGCGA